AUGUCCUCCACCGAUCAUCCGGAGUCUGGGGUGCCCGACUCCAGCCAUCCUCUCGAGUCGGGGCCGACCACGACGACUCCGCAGCAGAGCACUCAUCCUGAGAUCGACACCACAGAUUCCACUGCUUCCCUCGCCAAAUCUGACACGGUCGCAAAGGCGCCCUCACCCACCUCGCCAGCGGUCCUUCACCAACCUCUAUCCGAGGAGAAUGCCGCUACUGCGCCCCAGCACCCCGCAACCGGUGGCGAACCCGUUGCCCCCAUGACCACUACCACCAACACCACGACAACAGGCGCCGCCCAGCCCGUGGCUCUUAAUCAGUCGGCCACCGCGAUUCCAGCCGACACCACCGCCACAAGCCCGAUUGCGCCGUCUCCAUCUGCGGAGUCGCCAUCAAUGGAAACUCACGAGCCCAAGGCUGCGGCUGAACCCUCAGACCAGUCAGAGGAGCUGGGGGGGAAAGAAGUGGAGCAAGCAGGCCCAGCUCUGGUGAUCACUCUGUUGUUGACCACCGGAUCACGACACCCAUUCACGAUCGAUGCGAAGUACCUACGAAAGCAAUCGGUCAACGUGGAGAAUGGCGAUCCUUUUACCAUGAGCGUGUACACGCUCAAGGAGUUGAUUUGGCGGGAAUGGCGAUCAGACUGGGAAACUCGUCCUUCAUCGCCGAGUGCCAUCCGUUUGAUCUCUUUUGGCAAAUUGUUGGACGACAAGUCGCCUUUGUCUGAUUCGAGGUUCAGCGCAGACCACCCCAAUGUGGUCCACAUGACGGUUAAACCGCAGGAGAUUAUAGACGAGGAAGACGCCAAGGGCGCAAAGUCGCAGCUUGGCCGGGAGCGCGAAGCCAGCGAACGUAGUCCUGGGUGCCGCUGCAUUAUUCAAUGA
Molecule: messenger RNA, 885 nt
Organism: Penicillium oxalicum
Lineage: Eukaryota; Fungi; Ascomycota; Eurotiomycetes; Eurotiales; Aspergillaceae
Exons: 3
Coding region: 1-885 (294 amino acids)
Source: RefSeq, a predicted model, not a curated record